AAACCCUCCCUAGUUUUAUUUCCUUUCUUCACCAUAGUGGACACUAUGGAUCUUGCAGCCUUGACACACAGCAUAAAAGCUCAUUACUAUCUAUUUAAGCUUACUCAAUUAUUCCUUUCAGUAUCUGUGUGUUCCAUCAUCGUUUCACCUUCUUCCUUGCUUAUUUUCUUCCAUUACUUUAAGUUUUAUUUCUCUACAUUCCCUUUCCAACUCUUUACCCACAACGUAGACAAGAACUGCAUGUUUCUCCUUUGCAAUGGGCUCCUAGUUUUUGUUGGUAUAACUAAAUCUUUCUAUGGUUCUAGCGGUGAUCAUGAACCUUCAAAGUACACUGAAGAAGGUUCACAAUCUCAGUUCUCAGAUGUUGAAGCCAACAAGCCAAUGUUAGAGAUAGUUGCCGAGGAUAAAACUAGUGAGCCUGAUGAGCUGAACACUGUAGCAGAGGAAGCAAUAGAAAUAAAAAACUGUUAUGAAGAAGAAGUACAAGAAAACAUUGAAAAGAUAAUUUUGGUAGAUGAAGCACAAGGAAAAGGAAGUAGUCAAUUAGUUUUAAAAGAAGAGGAGAAGGAUCUAGACGAAGAAGAAGUAUUUGAUGCAGAAGAUGAAGAUGAAGACAAAGAGUCAGAAAAUGAUUACGUUCUGAUUGAAGAAAACAUUGAUGAGGAAGAAGAUGUAGAAGAAGAAAGCUGCACGUUAAGCACGGAGGAGUUGAACAAAAAAUUCGAUGAUUUCAUUAGAAAGAUGAAGGAGGGUCUAAGAGUUGAAGCUCGACGGCAAUUAGUUGUGGUUUGAUUAAGUAACAUUAACAACCAUGAUCUUCUUUUCUUUUUUUUCUUUUUUUUUUCUUUUGGACCUUUUUCUUGGGAGGCCUAGUUAUUUGUGAAACGUUAU
Molecule: messenger RNA, 891 nt
Organism: Gastrolobium bilobum
Lineage: Eukaryota; Viridiplantae; Streptophyta; Magnoliopsida; Fabales; Fabaceae
Exons: 1
Coding region: 46-792 (248 amino acids)
Source: RefSeq, a predicted model, not a curated record